Messenger RNA from Pieris macdunnoughi, 492 nucleotides. NCBI's taxonomy places the organism in Eukaryota, Metazoa, Arthropoda, Insecta, Lepidoptera, Pieridae. The record is from the annotation of a GenBank genome assembly.
AUGUCCUACUGUCAAACUCCAGAAAGAAGGCGUCGGAACGUGACGACCCCAUCGCCCAGAAUGAACCGUCCAAACAACAUGCCUAGAGCUUUCACCGUCCAAGGAUACUCUAUCGCACCAAACCCUUGUUUUGGACCUAGCAGAUGCUCAGUCAACCCACAUUUUGGGGUACCUGCCAAUCCAUCACCACACUACAAUACUUGCUUCGUCUCUGCAUCCUCACUUAGGAAAGCGUACCCACAGAUGUCUCAUCCUAGAAAUUAUAAUUGUUUGAAAAUGAACCGUCCAAACAACAUGCAUGGAGCUUUCACCGUCCAAGGAUACUCUAUCGCACCAAACCCCUGUUUUGGACCGAGCAGAUGCUCAGUCAACCCACAUUUUGGUGUACCUGCCAAUCCAUCACCACACUACAACACUUGCUUCGUCUCUGCAUCCUCGCUUAGGAAAGCGUACCCACAGAUGUCUCACCCUAGAAAUAAUGGUUUUAAGUGA